This is a messenger RNA of Gavialis gangeticus (Gharial), 1809 nucleotides long. RefSeq names its product runt related transcription factor 3 (gene RUNX3). The transcript has 5 exons. Bases 1 to 1056 code for a protein of 351 amino acids. Gene Ontology annotation, biological process: regulation of cell differentiation; neuron differentiation; regulation of transcription by RNA polymerase II. Gene Ontology annotation, molecular function: ATP binding; DNA-binding transcription factor activity, RNA polymerase II-specific; RNA polymerase II cis-regulatory region sequence-specific DNA binding. The record is from RefSeq and is a predicted model, not a curated record. Gene Ontology annotation, cellular component: nucleus. NCBI's taxonomy places the organism in Eukaryota, Metazoa, Chordata, Crocodylia, Gavialidae.
AUGGAGGUGGGGACCACCAAGCCAGAGCAGGGCCCCGUGGAUGACAUUUCUCCUCACGCUGAGUUUGAACUCACAGCGCUGUGUGGUUGUUGCCCUGCUCUCCAGGUGGUAGCCCUGGGGGACGUACCCGAUGGCACGGUAGUGACGGUCAUGGCUGGAAACGACGAGAACUAUUCUGCAGAGCUCAGAAAUGCCUCCGCCGUCAUGAAGAACCAAGUGGCAAGAUUUAAUGAUCUCAGAUUUGUGGGACGCAGCGGCAGGGGAAAAAGCUUUACACUGACGAUCACCGUGUUCACAAACCCCACGCAAGUUGCCACCUAUCACCGAGCUAUUAAAGUGACUGUGGAUGGACCCCGGGAACCAAGAAGACACAGACAAAAACUAGAGGACCAAGCCAAAUCCUACUCUGAUCGCUACAGUGAGCUGGAUCGUCUGCGCCAGUCUAUGAGAGUCACCCCAGCAGCUCCCAACCCCCGCGGAUCCUUGAGUGCCCCAGGUCACUUCGGGUCGCAGGCUCAGACUCCAAUGCAAGGCCCGUCGGACCUGAGCCCCUUCCCGGACCCCCGCCAGUUCGACCGCUCCUUCUCCACGCUGCCUGCCCUCGCCGAAGGCAGGUUUUCGGACCCCCGGAUGCAUUACCCUGGUGCAAUGUCGGCUGCCUUCCCCUACACCGCCACACCGUCAGCCACAGGGAUUGGUGGCAUCAGCAUGGCCAGCAUGCCCACCACGACCCGCUUCCACCACACCUAUCUGCCUCCGCCCUACCCCGGCUCCACCCAGAACCAAAGUGGACCUUUCCAAACCAACCCGUCUCCUUACCAUUUGUACUAUGGCACCUCAUCCGGAUCGUACCAGUUCUCCAUGGUGGCAGGGGGCGAGCGCUCACCCACGAGGAUGCUCUCCUCUUGCACAAGUGCCUCAGCAGGUAACAACUUAAUGAAUCCCAACCUGGCCAAUCAGAACGAUGGAGUGGAUGCGGAUGGUAGUCAUAGUAACUCACCUACGACCAUGACGACCACCGGGAGAAUGGAUGAGUCUGUCUGGAGGCCCUACUAGGCAGCACUAAACAAGACACGUGUAGCUUUAAAUAAAUAAAACGCCCAUGAUUAGAUUGCUCCCAUUGAUAGCAAAAAGAGCAAAACACCACCUAGGAUGGGAACAGAUAAGCCAAAGCCUCCCAAACCAAAAGCAAGCCAAAAUCCAAGCAUAGACAGAUACUGAGCAAAGAUGGACCUAGCUGCAUUUCAGAACAAAUGCCCACAAGGUUUGAAUGUGUUGCUCUGUGUGGUUCCUUUCAAAUGUGUGGACUGUAUAUAGAAGUGUGUGGAAGCAGCUGCAUGUUGACUGCAGAGUUACAUCUCUGUUCAGAAUGCAUGUCGAUCAUCUCAUUCAUAACCAAAAAAACCCCCAAGAAAAGCAACUGUCCUCCUGCACAACAGUAGGUGUUAGAGCUAGGGGAAAAGACCCCAGAAGCCAGUCAGUUGGUCUCCCUCUCAUACUCCCUGCAAAUGCAGGAAGAACAAAAAGUCUUAGUAUUGCCAUCUUCCCCAACCCUCCUUGAACAAGGGCCUCUGACCACCAGAGAACCCCAGAGCACUGCCUGAGGGUCACCGAGAUGCACGUGUCUCCCAAGACGUGCACCGGAGAGUCCCAUUGACAGCAAGACAAGCACGCCGAUCUCUCUAGCAGGUGCAGUUGAGGUUCUGAAGAGCGUUGCUAGCGGGUGGGCAGGUAUCAGCCAUGCGAACAAGUGCUGUGACAUGAUUUUGAAAGAGGUUGUAUUGUAAUUUUGUUGUUUUUUUUUUUUUU